This is a messenger RNA of Acanthaster planci (crown-of-thorns starfish), 3393 nucleotides long. Its product is annotated as leukotriene-B4 omega-hydroxylase 3-like. The record is from RefSeq and is a predicted model, not a curated record. NCBI's taxonomy places the organism in Eukaryota, Metazoa, Echinodermata, Asteroidea, Valvatida, Acanthasteridae. Gene Ontology annotation, molecular function: iron ion binding; monooxygenase activity; heme binding.
UAGAAGGCAAACAGGAAGACCCUCUGGGCAGUCAAACAAGACUUUUUCGACAACUAUAAGGAGUUCCUGUUAAGUUACCUAUAUUUGAGGGAAAAUGAAACUCACAAGGACAUUGCAGAUGAUCUCGAUGGAAAACUUGAUAAAGGCAUAAACGCCAACAAAGCCUUGAAUCAAAUUCCUGGUACCCCCAGGUGUGUCCCCGCUGAAAGGAUGAAUGGACUCUUGAACAAGGCUAACAAAAACUUGCCCCAAAAGCCACACCACUGAAAGCUGGUGCCCCCGUGAGAUACUGGUGCCCCUUUGUGCCCCACUAGUUUACUAAUGUUUUCAAUCCAAACGGGUAGUGUAACAGAGUCAAAUCAGUCCCGUGAAAUAAUAACUUUAAUCAGAGUAAUGUUCCUUUUGUUAUGAUAAGAGUCCCCUUAAAACCGAGAUUCUUAGCUACGAGUCCUCUUGGUUUUUUUAACUCAUGGUUCCCCCUGUAAUUGCCUGCCACACACCGUAUUCAACAGAAUUAAGCAGGGUCCGACACCAGGCAAGUCACGUGUAUGAAUUGUUACACGUCCUUGCCUCCCACCUUAACCAGAAAUUAAAUCUUGUGAACAAUGAUGCCAAAACGUAGAUUAAAAUAAAACAAAUGUGACGAAUACUAGUGCACUGCAAUCUAGUCUUGUUUAGGACCACAUUUUUACAGAAAAGAAAUUUAUUAUAUGCAGCGCGCUGCACUGAGAUUGUUCAUGACUGCUGCCAAAGACGAAAGGAUUCUCCGUGCACAAACCAGGAUUUUCCAAUGUACAUUUAUAUCGUACAUCCGUCCCUUUCAAGGGCUCCGGAAGCGUGCUCAGGUCAAUUUUCAGGUAUAAGAGCAUACACGAAUGGCAUACGCAUUGACCCCAGCUUGGAGUUUGUUGAGCUGUCAAGGGUGUUCAUUGUUAUUCCGCCAGUACGCACGGCACAGCAUGGAGGAAGGAGGAGGUAUAAAUGUGCACAUGUACAUGUACUGCGUGUGCAUGUAGUCUUGGCAGGAGUAGUUUAAGGCACAAUAUACACACUACGUGCACGUAUAUGGUCCUUCACCGUCGGCUUUGAUGUCAUCGAUUCCCAGUUACAAAAUGAUGUGGGAGUUAUUUUGCCUGAUUCUGGCAGGGGCUUUGUUGAAGCUUCUCCUGACACUACUAAAGGCCAUACGAAAACGGAAUGCCCUGAAGAAGCUACCCAGUCCAACCGGGGCGCAUUGGCUGCAUGGUCACGACAAGCAGGGUCCCUUCGACCCAGGCUACAAGUGGCUGAUUGACACCGUGGCAGCCUUCCCACGUAUCUACACCUUGUGGCAAGGACCGGUUCCUGUACCUGUCGUGGUUCAUCCUGAAACCAUCAAGCCUUUGUUAACAGGUGCAGUUAGUAACAGAAAGUCUGAAUUGUAUAACCUCUUGGUUGACUGGUUAGGCGGUGGUUUAGCCACUGCAGAAGGCGCAAAAUGGAAGAGAAAUCGGCGUCUCCUGACCCGCUCAUUUCACUUGGAGGUCCUGCGCACCUACAUUCCCGUUUCUAAUGACUGCGUGGAAGUACUUCUGGACAAGCUGGACAGGUCUACUGCCCAGGGCCGAAAGUGUGAUAUAUAUCAUGUUCUUGGCUUGUGUACCCAUGAUGUGAGUCUGCGCACUGCCUGCUCUUACAAGUCAAACUGUCAGAUGAGAGAGAGUGACCAGGACAAAGAGAUGGAUGUCCUGUCGGCAAGUGAAACCCUUAUGGGGGUUAUCCAGGAGCGCAUGUUCGGCAGUCGCUUUCUACUUCACCCUUGGAUUUUUCGGCUGAGCUCCUACUACGCCAAGUAUAAGAGUGCUUGCCAGUACCUACAAAGGUUUGCCCGGCAAUUAAUCGAAGAGCGAACGAAAGAAAUAUCGGACAAGGCAAAUGCUGGUAACCCCGUAACCAAACCCCGUGAUUUCUUGGACACGCUCAUCAUGGCCAGAGAUGAAGAUGGCAGCAGACUCACCGUGAAGGAGAUGAUAGACGAGGUCAACACUUUCCUUUUUGCAGGCUACGAGACCACGGCUACUUCCAUGACGUGGUUACUGUACUUUCUGUCCAAGUAUCCUGAACAUCAGACCAGAAUCAGGGAAGAGGUGAACGAGGUACUCGCUGGAAGAGACUCCGAAAGGAUUACUUUUGAGGACCUUAGCCGUCUCGACUACAUGACCAUCACCAUAAAGGAGUCUAUGCGAAUGAUGACUGCAGGGCCCUUGAUCAGUCGUACACUAACCGCUCCCUACACGGUAGACAGCGUCACAAUCCCCGAAGGAACCGUGGUAGGCAUUGGUUUCCAUCAACUCCACCACAACCCGACUGUUUGGGGCGACGAUCACAUGGAGUUCAAGCCUUCUCGCUUCCUGCCAGAAAAUUUCGCCCAGAUGGAUCCGUUCUCCUUCGCGCCCUUCUCCGCUGGGACGAGAAACUGCAUUGGCCAGCAGUUCGCCAUUAACGAGAUGAAGAUAUUCACGGCCAGAAUCCUCAGACGUUUCCGUCUGAGCUUGGUGAAAGGAGAACCAGACGUUCUUCCUACAAUGCGACUAGCGUCUACACCCAUGAAACCAUUGCAUAUCGUUGUUGAGCCAAUGGAAGAAUUUUAAUUAUCUGGAGCCAAACUUGCGGCAAAGGAAUUCCCUUUUUUCAAAAGGAAGUCAUGAAACUCUUCGUCAUCUUAAUGAAAACGACACUCAUAGCUUGGCAAAGCUGGAAACUCCCAAUUUGGUAAUAAUUUCCUACAAACGUACACAUUUUAGAAGUUUACUCAACCGUUUUUUGAAUGAGGCACAUGUAUUAGGAAGCCCAUUUACAUUAAUUAUCUCCUCUACGAUCUCAUUUGUUUCGUCAUAGUCUUUUUAUAAAAGCUAUCCUAAUGUAAGAUUUAUAGCUGUGAUAUGGACUUUCCAAUUUCGUUCAUUAUCAAAAUGUUUCAAUUUUUAAUGUUGGAAAGACGAGUAAUGUUUGAAAUUCUGGAGUAAAAUUGAGCCGAUUUUAUUUCAUUGCCAGGAAGUUGAAAUAAUAGGUGAAAGACAAAUAUUUCGUAACGCAUAUUGACAACCAUCUGAAGUGAAAUGACAACAUGCCAAAAACAAAUUGGCAAAUUGGCAGUUUUUUGUAACAUACAACUGAAAUCGUGAAAGGUAUAGAGGUAUGCCGUGAAUUUCUGCGUUGUUAUUUUCCAGAGUGUGAUUCAGUUAUUUUAUUUUGGUCUUUUGUAUUUUUGUACGUUAUGGCUCACCAACUGUUAAAAUUUCUUUCAAGCUUGAACAUGUGCAUGACAACUGUUAGACUGAUGGGUAUUGAUGUAAGAGGCCUCUUUGGUGUUUUUGAGAUGACUUUAAAUAAACUCAUCUGUUCUGCACAAGA